GCCGUUUCUGGCGCUAACUGUUCCGGGCGGUGUCACAGUGCAGCCAUGUCUGGCGCGAGGAGACCAGCCCAGCUCGUUCGGCGGCGCCCUCUGUGAGGAGGCGGAGGAGAGGCAGCAGCGGGCAUCCAUGUCGGCGGCCAGGGAUUAGCGAGGGAGACACCGAGCCCGGGAGGGGGGAGGGUAACUGACCCCCUCUCCUCUGGGGCUCCGGCGGGGGAGACGCGGAGCCGGCCGGCGGUGGGGACAUGGCUGACCAGCAUGCCCCCAACAGCCACCUGCGGCUAGAGUGGGUCUAUGGCUACCGGGGUCACCAGUGCCGCAACAACCUCUACUACACGGCGGCUAAGGAGAUCGUCUACUUCGUGGCGGGGGUCGGCGUGGUCUACAGCCCCCGGGAGCACCGGCAGAAAUUCUACCUGGGGCACCAGGACGACAUAAUCAGCCUUGCUUUGCAUCCUGAACGAGUGUUGGUGGCAACAGGUCAAGUUGGAAAAGAACCAUAUAUCUGUGUUUGGGACUCAUACACUGUGCAGACUAUAUCAAUACUGAAAGAUGUUCACACACAUGGUAUAGCUUGCUUGGCAUUUGACUUAGAUGGGCAGCGUUUGGUCUCAGUGGGUCUUGAUUCAAAAAAUACAAUAUGCGUGUGGGAUUGGAGAAAAGGAAAAAUGUUAUCGAUGGCUCCUGGUCAUACAGACAGGAUAUUUGAUAUUUCUUGGGAUUUGUACCAACCAAACAAACUAGUCAGCUGUGGUGUAAAACAUAUUAAGUUCUGGAGCUUGUGUGGCAAUUCGUUGACACCAAAGCGUGGUGUUUUUGGCAAGACUGGUGAUCUCCAAACUAUACUUUGCCUAGCCUGUGCAAGAGAUGAAGUGACACAUUCUGGUGCACUUAAUGGAGAUAUAUAUGUAUGGAAAGGAAUUAAUCUCAUACGGACAAUACAAGGAGCACAUGCUGCAGGAAUUUUCAGCAUGAAUGCAUGUGAGGAGGGUUUUGCCACUGGUGGCAGGGAUGGCUGUGUUCGUCUAUGGGAUUUAAAUUUUAAACCAAUUACUGUGAUUGAUCUCAGGGAGACAGACCAGGGAUAUAAAGGUCUGUCUGUAAGAAGUGUUUGCUGGCGAGGAGACCAUAUUCUAGUUGGGACACAAGACAGUGAAAUUUUUGAGAUUGUUGUCCAUGAACGCAAUAAGCCUUUCCUGAUCAUGCAGGGGCACUGUGAAGGAGAGCUAUGGGCUCUGGCAGUCCAUCCUACAAAACCAUUGGCCAUGACUGGAAGUGAUGACCGAUCAGUCAGAAUUUGGAGCCUAAUAGACCAUGCAUUGAUUGCACGGUGCAAUAUGGAAGAACCAAUUCGCUGUGCAGCUGUUAGUACUGAUGGAAUCCAUCUUGCACUUGGAAUGAAGGAUGGCUCUUUCACUGUACUUCGAGUCAGGGAUAUGACAGAGGUUGUUCAUAUUAAAGACAGGAAAGAAGCCAUUCAUGAAUUAAAAUAUUCACCAGAUGGGACUUUCCUUGCGGUUGGCUCCAAUGACAGCUCUGUUGAUAUUUAUGGUGUUGUUCAGCGGUACAAAAAAGUUGGGGAAUGUGUUGGAUCUGUAAGUUUCAUCACUCAUAUGGACUGGUCUUCAGACAGUAAAUAUUUACAGACCAAUGAUGGCAGUGGAAAAAGACUUUUUUACAAGAUGCCAAGUGGAAAAGAAGUAACAAAUAAAGAAGAAUUAAAAGGCGUCCAAUGGGCUUCAUGGACAUGUGUUUAUGGCCUUGAAGUUAAUGGAAUCUGGCCCAAAUAUUCAGAUAUCAAUGAUAUCAAUUCUGUAGAUGGAAAUUUUAAUGGUCAAGUUUUGGUUACAGCUGAUGACUAUGGAAUAGUCAAACUAUUCCGGUAUCCUUGUUUAAGAAAAGGAGCGAAGUUUAAAAAAUAUCUUGGGCAUUCAGCUCAUGUGACAAAUGUCAGAUGGUCACAUGAUCAUCAGUGGGUUGUUUCUAUUGGUGGAGCUGAUCAUUCUGUCUUCCAGUGGAAAUUCAUUCCUGAACGGAAGCUGAAGGAUGCUAUUCACAUAGCACCCCAAGAAAGUCUGGUUGAUUCUAACAGUGAUGAAUCAGAUUCAGAUCAAUCUGAUGUUCCAGAGCUAGACUCUGAAAUUGAACAAGAGACUCAGAUCACAUACCGUCGACAGGUUUACAAAGAAGAUCUACCUCAGCUUAAAGAGCAAUGCAAAGAAAAACGAAAAAGUGCAGCUUCUAAAAGAAGAGAGAGAGCUCCAGGGAAAAGUAUAAGAUUACACUUUGUCCAUGGUUACAGAGGUUAUGAUUGUCGGAGUAAUCUAUUUUACACUCAGACUGGUGAAAUUGUAUACCAUGUUGCAGCAGUGGGCGUAGUAUACAAUCGGCAGCAGAACACGCAGCGCUUUUAUCUGGGUCAUGAUGAUGACAUUCUUUGCCUUGCUAUUCAUCCCUUAAAGGACUACGUGGCAACAGGCCAGGUUGGUCGGGAUUCCUCAAUACACAUUUGGGAUACAGAGACAAUCAAACCACUGUCAGUAUUAAAGGGCUAUCACCAGUAUGGCGUUUGUGCUGUUGAUUUUUCAGCGGAUGGCAAACGCUUGGCUUCUGUUGGCAUAGAUGACAAUCAUACUAUUGUGCUCUGGGACUGGAAAAAAGGAGAGAAGCUUUCAGCAGUAAGAGGAAGCAAAGAUAAGAUUUUUGUUGUUAAAAUUAAUCCUUAUAUGCCUGAUAAACUGAUAACAGCUGGAAUUAAACACAUGAAAUUCUGGCGUAGAGCAGGGGGAGGACUGAUUGGGAGAAAGGGCUGCAUAGGGGCAAUGGGAAGAACUGAUACAAUGAUGUGUGCAGUAUACGGCUGGACUGAAGAGAUGGCAUUCUCUGGAACUUCCACUGGGGAUGUGUGUAUCUGGAGAGAUUUGUUUCUCAUAAAAACUGUCAAAGCACAUGAUGGUCCAGUAUUUAGCAUGCAUGCAUUAGAAAAAGGAUUUGUAACUGGUGGAAAGGAUGGGGUAGUGGCUCUCUGGGAUGACACCUUUGAACGCUGUCUCAAAACCUAUGCCAUCAAACGAGCUGCUUUGGCCCCUGGCUCUAAAGGUCUCCUCUUAGAAGACAACCCUUCUAUACGUGCCAUAUCGUUAGGACAUGGUCAUAUUUUAGUGGGCACAAAGAAUGGGGAAAUACUGGAGGUGGAUAAGAGUGGACCAAUAACUCUGCUGGUUCAGGGUCACAUGGAAGGGGAAGUUUGGGGUCUAGCCACCCAUCCUCAUUUACCUAUUUGUGCCACUGUAAGUGAUGACAAAACCUUAAGAAUAUGGGAUCUAUCUCCUAGCCAUUGUAUGUUAGCUGUUCGCAAAUUGAAAAAGGGGGGCAGAUGUUGCUGCUUUUCUCCUGAUGGAAAGGCAUUGGGUGUAGGUCUGAAUGAUGGAAGUUUCUUGAUGGUGAAUGCAGACACUCUGGAGGAUCUAGUCUCCUUCCACCACAGGAAGGAUGUUAUUUCAGAGAUUAGAUUUUCUCCUGGUGCUGGAAAAUACUUAGCAGUGGCAUCAUGUGACAGCUUUGUAGACAUCUACAAUGUAAUGAGCAGUAAGCGAGUAGGAAUCUGCAAGGGCGCCUCCAGUUACAUAACACACAUGGACUGGGACAUCAGAGGGAAGCUUUUACAAGUCAACACUGGUGCUAAAGAGCAGCUGUUCUUUGAAGCUCCUCGUGGGAAAAGACAGACAAUUCCCAGUUUGGAGGUUGAAAAGAUUGGCUGGGCAUCGUGGACAAGUGUUCUGGGCUCUUGCUGUGAAGGAAUCUGGCCAAUAAUUGGGGAAGUCACCGAUGUAACUGCUUCAUGCCUCACCAGUGAUAGUAAAGUCUUGGCCACAGGAGAUGAUUUUGGGUUUGUGAAACUUUUCCGAUUCCCUGCUAAAGGAAAGUUUGGAAAAUUUAAGAGGUAUGUGGCCCAUAGUACGCAUGUAACAAAUGUUCGUUGGACUCAUGAGGACAGUUUGUUGGUCACUGUCGGUGGGGCAGACACCUCUCUAAUGCUGUGGACCUAUGAGAUGGAGGGACAUCGAGAGAGCAGGCAGUGUGAUAGUGAAGAAUCUGAUCUAGAUUCUGAGGAAGAUGGAGGUUAUGACAGUGAUGUGACACGAGAAAAUGAAAUUAAUUACACCAUCAAAGCCUUAUCAACAAACAUCAGACCAAUGUUUGGAAUUAAGCCUCAUCUGCAACAAAAGGAGCCAUCACUAGAUGAAAGGCAAGGGGUAGUAAGAGGUUCCAGACCACCAGUUAGUAGGGCACUGCCACAGCCUGAAAAACUUCAGACAAAUAACGUUGGCAAAAAAAAGAGACCAAUAGAGGUCCAAUGUCACCCCACCCCACAAAUGUGUCUGAGCCACAGCUUUCUCCAGAGUCUAUCAGUUACAGAAACAGCACAUUCAGCCUAUGUGGUAUGGAGUCCCUCUUGGGAUCUAGUAUUGGAGCUGGUAUUUGGGUACCGAGGCAAGGACUGCAGGAACAAUGUUCACUAUCUGAAUGAUGGUGCUGAUAUAAUUUAUCAUACUGCAUCUGUUGGGAUUCUAUAUAACGUGGCAACAGGCUCUCAGUCUUUUUACCAGGAACAUAAUGAUGAUAUUCUGUGCCUCACUGUAAAUCAGCACCCCAAGUUUACCAACCUUGUGGCAACUGGCCAAGUAGGAGACUCAGCAGAUAUGUCAGCUACAGCUCCUUCUAUCCACGUGUGGGAUGCAAUGAACAAACAGACACUAUCUGUACUGCGAUGCUACCAUUCAAAGGGAGUUUGUUCAGUCAGUUUCAGUGCCACUGGCAAACUUCUCCUCUCUGUAGGGCUGGAUCCUGAACACACCAUUACCAUUUGGAAGUGGCAAGAAGGUGCCAAAAUUGCCAGCAGAACUGGUCAUAACCAACGUAUAUUUGUAGCAGAAUUCAGACCGGAUUCAGAUACCCAGUUUGUUUCAGUGGGAGUAAAACAUGUGAGGUUCUGGACCCUGGCUGGAAGAGCUCUUCUCAGUAAAAAAGGGUUACUGAGUUCAAUAGAAGAUGCACGGAUGCAGACCAUGCUAUCUGUAGCUUUUGGAGCUAAUAACUUGACAUUUACAGGUACCAUCAGUGGAGAUGUUUGUGUUUGGAAAGAUCAUGUAUUGGUACGAAUUGUGGCCAAAGCUCACAAUGGGCCUGUGUUCACAAUGUACACUACACUAAGAGAUGGUCUAAUCGUAACAGGAGGCAAAGAAAGACCAUCAAAGGAAGGAGGGGCUGUUAAACUAUGGGAUCAGGAGCUGAAGCGAUGUCGUGCCUUCAGAUUGGAAACAGGACAGAUGACUGACUGUGUUCGUUCUGUGUGUAGAGGCAAAGGGAAAAUUCUUGUUGGGACAAGGAAUGCUGAAAUAAUUGAAGUUGGAGAGAAAAAUGCAGCAUGUAACAUUCUAAUUAAUGGUCAUAUGGAUGGACCUAUCUGGGGACUGGCUACACAUCCUUCAAGAGAUUUUUUCCUUUCUGCUGCAGAAGAUGGGACAGUGAGACUCUGGGACAUUGCUGAAAAGAAGAUGCUGAACAAAGUCAGUUUGGGACAUGCAGCUCGGACUGUUUCUUACAGCCCCGAGGGGGACAUGGUGGCUAUUGGCAUGAAAAAUGGAGAAUUUAUUAUCUUGCUGGUGACCUCUCUAAAAAUAUGGGGGAAAAAAAGGGACAGAAGAUCUGCUAUCCAAGACAUAAGGUUCAGUCCAGAUUCUCGUUACUUAGCAGUGGGUACUAGUGAGAAUGCAGUGGAUUUUUAUGACUUGACAUUGGGCCCCACGCUAAAUCGAGUUAGCUACUGCAAAGAUAUCCCAAGCUUUGUUAUCCAGAUGGACUUCUCUGCAGAUAGCCGUUUUCUCCAGGUCUCUACUGGGUCUUACAAAAGACAGGUCUAUGAAGUGCCUUCGGGAAAACAGCUUAUGGACCAGGCAGUGAUUGACAGAAUAACAUGGGCCACUUGGACCAGUAUUCUAGGGGAUGAAGUAGUUGGAAUCUGGUCCAGGCAUGCUGAGAAAGCUGAUGUGAACUGUGCCUGUGUCUCUCACUCUGGAAUCAGCCUUGUAACAGGCGAUGACUUUGGCAUGGUCAAGCUGUUUGACUUUCCAUGUCCUGAAAAAUUUGCAAAACACAAGCGAUUUUUAGGUCACUCGGCCCAUUUGACUAAUAUUCGAUUUACAAGUGGGGAUAAAUACGUUGUCAGCGCUGGAGGGGAUGACUGCAGCUUAUUUAUCUGGAAAUGUGUGCAUAUGCUUCAUUAAGAGAGACAUGGAGCCUUUGCAAAGAGGACACUGCGGAAAAUUACAGGCAUGAAAGACCCAUGAGCGCAAUGAGACAUUCUACAGUGCCCUGCAUGCUUACGAAAUGGUGCUGAUCUAAGACAGACAACAAUCUGUCUCUGAAAGACAAGUGUCUAGAGUCUAUCAGAAGAAUAGACUAUAACAAAUAUGCUGCGCCCCCUAGAUUUGCUACAGUAUUGGAUAAUCCAUGUAUGGAUUCCAUUCACUGCCAGACGUUGAAAAAGAAACACAUGGAUAAAAGGAAGAAGUGAGUUGUGGAUCAAUGUACAGUUUCCCAAUAAGAUAGUGGGGUUUUAAUCAAGAGAUGUUAUUUCUGACCUAAUGCUGUAUGUUGAUGCAUUUAUUAUCAGCACGAAUGUGUUUCCUUUAAAUUCUGAGGAUUGAAUAUCAUUGAAACAAUUACUCCUUCUUUUUAUUACUGAAAGGAAAACCAUCUAGCAGUUCUUAAAUAAAACUACACAGUAUUUUAAUAAAAGAUUAAAGUAAUAAAAUGGGAUAUGACAUUUCUAUGAAUAGUCAAAAAAUGAAGCAUUGUCUGGUGAAGCAGUAAUAGUAAAGUUUGCUCCUUAGACCUGCAGUAUUCAUGUGCUUAGAGGCCUGGGUCAUAAUCCUGUUUGAUGAAUGCUGUUAGGCAUGCAUGAACCCAUUCUUUAAGGCUAAUUUAGUGUUUUUGUUGCACUUAAACAUUAAAUUAGUUCCAUGAGCAGAAACAGAUUUGCUCACUUUGCGAGUGCCUUGCCCACAACCUAAAAGUCUAACUCCAGUUUUUGCCUUGCGAUAAAAGUGUUCUCAGUGGAAGGGAGAUUACUGUUGUGUAACUUGACUGAGCUGCUAGCCUCUUUGCUGGAAAUAUGAAAUAAGAUAAUUUUAGUCUCUGUAAAGACUGGGGUCAUCACCAGUUGCAAAAACAGAAUUUCACAGCAAUAGGAAUUGUUGAUUUUAUUUUCUCAGUAUCACUUGGAGGAUGCAGAGAGAACAUAAUCUUUCCAAACACUGGUAUUUUGUACAUUCAGAUUUUUUAACAGGAAUAAAACUAGUUGGAAGAGAUCUUUAUUCAGCUCUCUCUCCUGAUUGUAAUGUAACAUUCAGUCAUAACUCUUCUUUAAGUAAGCAUGCAUGUUAAGCAUAUGGGCCUGCUUGUAACGCUUAGCAUAAGAACAUAUUCUAAAUGGCAAAAUAACAGACUUAAGCAUUUUAGUGAUGAUAAACUCCAGGAGAAAGUUGCAUUUUUGGUAAAACUGGGGAAGACUGCUUCAAUUGUUUAUUUGAAAUGAUCAUGCAGUGGAGGUGUGCUGUGGGCUAUAUCUGUUUUUUAAGUAGUGCAGUUAUUUUUCAUGCAACAUGAAAGGGAACAAAAGUAACUAGCUCACAGAUUGCAUUAACAAAGUGUUAUUAAAUGUGAGUAGUGUUACUAUGGUCACAGUUGUUAUUGUCUACUUACGUCAGCGUUUGUUAAGGAUGGCAUUUGACUCCAGGUUGAGAUAGCAUAGCUGCUGUUAUUCACCUCUUUUAUCAUUUUACUCCAAGUAAAUGUAAAAAUGAAACAAAUAAACCUCAACACCCACUGUAAAUAUCUUGUGUGUGGUGGGAAGAAAGGGAGAGAUUGCACAGAGAAGAUCUGAAAGUACGAAGAGACUCAGCCAGACCUCUGUACUCUUCCAUGUCCAACAAUGCUUGCUCUUAUGUAAUAUAGGCCCUACCAAUUUCACAGCCCUGAAAAACAUGUCACUGACUGUGAAAUCAGCCCUCUCCCAGAAAUCUGAUCUCCCCUGCUGCGGGGAGCCCAGAGCUCCCAGUUGCUAUUCGGACCGUGCUGGGGAGGGACAGGAGUUUUCCUUCCCCUGCACUGCCGCUCUUGGUGGGGAGAUCAGACGCACCUUCAGAGGCAGUGCAGAAAUGAGGGUGGUACAUCCUCACUUCUGCGCUGCAGCAGCCCAGGAGCUAGGCUCUGGGCUUCCAUUCCUCCACCCCCCCUCCACUCCCCAGGGCUUCUGCCACAGCACCAGGCAGUGAGCUCAGGGCUUCCUUCCACAGCGGAGCUUGCUGGGCUGGGGGCUUUUGCUCCCGGUGGCUACAGCUGGGGCAGUCUGGGCUCUGGGUUUCUGCCCCUCCACUCCCCACCGCCCUGGCUCCUGCCACGGCUCUGGGAGCCUGGGGGCUUCCACUCCACAGCUGCAGCCAGGACUCAGGGCAGCCCGGGCCAGGAGCUUCCUCUGCUGCUCCAGUCAGGGCAGCGCAGGCUUGGGGGUUUCACCACCUUCAGCCGGGGCAGCCUGGGCACCUGCCCCCAUGGGCUCUACCAUGGCUCCAGGUGCUGAGCUCGGGGUUUCCUCCCCCAGCAGCUGGGGGCUUGUGCUCCUGCCAGCUGCAGCCGGGGCAGCCUGGACUCAGGGCUUCUGCCGCAUUGCCACCCCAGCUGGGGCUCCGAGCAGUCCUGACUUGGGCCUGCCCAGGCUCGAGGCUUCAGCCCCGCAGCUGCAGCCGGGGCUCAGGGCACGCAGGCUCAGGGCUUCUCCCCCCACAGAUUCUACUGGGGCUCGGGGUGACCCACUAGGGACUUCUGCCCUGGGGCUUCUUCUGGGACUGGAGCACCCAUUUUUCCUGGGGGACCUCAAAUUGGCCAGGGGGCUCUGCCUUCAUCUGUUCCUGGCAUGAACUAACAGCUAGGAGCCCCCCAGCUGGUGUGUUCCCAGAAGCAUUGGGGGGGGGGAGAUUCCUACUUUGCAGCCCUCCCCCCCGCCCAUGAUUCCAUUUUGGGCGUGAACCCUCACAGUUACAACAUCCUGAAAUUUCAGAUGUAAACAUCUGAAAUCGUUAAAUUGACCAAUUUUAAAACCCUCUGGCUGUGAAAUUGUCCAGCAUGGACCGUGAAUUUGGUAGGGCCCUAGUAGUAUUCAACACUAUUGACCCAACAAAUAAUCUCAUACAAUAUGUUUCCUAUAUCUAACUAGAGCGUCUUUCACAAUAGAAAAAUGUAUUGAUCUAAUAUCAAGUGUCUCAGGCAGGCAGGAUUUGGAACAGAUGAUUCGUUGCCAUUACCACUAGAGUACAAUAGCUUCACUAACCACACAGCUGCUGUUCUAAAGUAGAAGGUGCUAGGACUAGGGUCUGUGCUAGGGUACACCACUGACUCAGGUGAAUUGCACCUGACGACACAGAUAUGAGAUCAGAAUCAUGCUGCAGCUUUAUUCUUACUGCCCAUUAUUAUUAUAUAAAAAUUAAUAGUUAGCAUACAUCUAUGCUAGAGAAAUCAAUUGUUAGUGUAGUAAUUUGUUGUUCUGCACCCUGUGUUCCACCACUGAUUCAGUGCAGCUAUACUACACAUCUGAACAUGGUGUAAGAUUUGCCCUUGCAUCCAUGCUAAGGCUGCCUUACACCAGUUCAGAUGGGAUGACUGUCAAAAGCUCCUUUAGCUAAUGAACCUCUUUAAAUUUCCAGCUGAAAGUCAUCUUUCUGCAUCUCAUCAUCUACCAUAAAUCCUAUGCCUACUAUCCCCCAGUAAAUCUUCAGCCUGUGACUUGCACCCACCCCAUACUUUCCCAGAGUAUCCUCUUGUCACACUAACCAUUCCCUGACCACUAUCUUCAGUAGAGCCCAUGCUAUGGCUGUGCCACUCCAUUGCUAAUUUGCCAGCUGAUACUUUUGCACUGAGGAACCACAGAAGUACAUCAGAGCACAAAUACCAGCACACAAUGCAACACAAAUCACCACUGGGGCUGUAGCAGGAGGUGCACAGCUGCUAUCUACACUCCUUCUACCCCCAAACUCCCGAGGCAUCUGUUCCCCCAUCUCUGCCCCCAUUUGGAUCUGGGCAGAAUAGUGUCUUAGCUGCAGAUCUAUGGGGGCAGAGUGCACGUUCCACAAGCAAACUAAGGAGGUUCAUUGCUGAAGAGUUUUUCAUUUUUGACAGCAGUGGGAACUGACAGCUCACCAGUCGUGCUAGUGGGAUGCGUUUACACUGGCACACAAGUCAAUUGUGCCUCAAUUAGUGUUUACACUCACUAGCGUUAGUGGUGUAAUUUCAAUCAGUUAGGUGCCAUGCUGCUAAGUGAAACUCUUCUGCAGUGAAUACAAGGGCCAACAACCUAUGGGACGUUAUAAUUGACCACUGGUACAGAAAAAUGCCUAGUGUGCUAUGGCUUUCUAAAACCUGGAAGGAAGGAAGAAUGUGAAGGGCUGAGUGGUAGAGUUGUUCUGGAAGUAUGCAGGAUAAGUAUGGUGGUCUGGAGGCUAUAACAGGGUUGGGAAAGGAGCCGUUCCCUUAGCUAUCCAGCAUUAAAAGGGGGGCACUGAGCCAACUUUUUUUUUUUUUUUUUGUAUUCUGCCACUCAAUCAUGCAGGUUCACUUUCUAGUUUGCAAUGAAUCCAGCUCUAGGAUACCUUUAAGGUCCGCAAGGUAAAAAACUAGUAAACCCAUUAUACAAGUGAAAGAAUAACACAUUCUAGUCUAGAUACCCAUGAAUCCAUCUGUUAUUGAAAAGUAUUUAAAUAACAAAGAAUUGACAUCCUAUGCACAGAUUGGAAUUCUAAAACGAUCAUCUCAGACUUAAACAUGAUCCUAUUGUAGUCAAAAGAGCCAAGAUGUGGAAAAGGUUAGGAUAAAGGGGAGAACUAAUGAGCCAAAUGUAUUGAAUCAUUUUAACCUUAACUGUCUCAAUUUUUCUUUCUUAAACACAUGAUCACUGGACACCAUUAUUUGGAUCCAGGAAGGGGUUGGAGGAAGAACAACUUAGUUUAGCACUCUUUUUCAGUAACUGAACGUAUGCACGAAUAAAGUCAGUAUUUAGCUAGAACAAAAAUCUUAACAGUGAACAUAAUCAGAAGUUGUUAGUUACCCUAAUUACAGAAAUCUGGUUAAUGUUAGCUGAUACCUGCACCACCUGAAAAACAGUACACGGCACCCAAAUAAUUAUUUACAUGCUGUAAGUGGAUAGCAAGCCCUAACCGUAUGGAAGGAUGAGCUAUUUGGUUUUAAUAUAUACUCUUCUUAUAGCGGCAAAGUGACAUGUUUUCCUGUUUGAUUUAUCAGCAUAGUAGAUGCGGCAAGCCUUAAUUUUUGUCAAAAGCAAGUGGUUUUUUGGUUAGUGUAUACAAUAGACAAAUGUCUUGUUGCUAGCUUUGUUUUGGCUAGUGAGUGAAUCAUUCUGUGGCCUUCUUCCUGAAUGUACCAUGCCUAAACGAAGGGAAGAAAAAAAUAUUGCAGGUCACAAUUUAAACUGCCAUAUUAGUCAUAGUAACCAAUUUGAUUGAGCAGCCCUAGCUGUGUUUCAUGUAUAUGCUCUUUCAUACCUGCAGACUUUCCUGCCUCUUGUCAUCUGUUCUUUUUUUCCCUAAUGUUUAUGGUACCGUUCAUUUUUACUUAACUGGAUAAAUAUGUGAGCAUGCCAAAACUUACUAUGCACUCUUUGUACCAAUCACUGUGGUAUUGUCAGACCAAAUCCUUUUCUUGAUUUUGGUCCUCUUCAGCUUCUAGUCUUAAACCAAACUGGUCUUGAAUGGCUGAUUAUUUAGGAGAAAGAAAACUGGGUGCAUAAUAUGGAGCGUGGCUGCAACAGAUCUGCUUACCAAAUCAUUGACAAAUAACUGAAUACGAUCUCAGCAGUUAUUGAGGGUUUUUUUUUUUUUAUCACAUCUACUUGAGUUAUCUAUAGUAAAGCCUCUAAUCAGGAUUGAGCUCCCAUUGUUAUUAUCAAUGUAAAAAGAACUAGGAAGACAGAGUCCAUCCCCCAACUAUAAAAACAAGGAAGACUGGGGGGGGGGGGCAGGUGUGCGUGCAGAAAUGGCAUACAGUAUAUGAACAUGGUAAUGACAAGCAAAAGUUAAUUCCACUUCUUUAAUUAUGGAGGAUGUGCUGAAGGAAACAGCAGGAGGGAAAAAGUAAAUAAGAACAAUGGGGUGGGGAGAAAAUUAAAUAGUAAGGAAGGAAAGGUGAAAAGUGAGGUUGCCAAUGGAGUGACAAGCAGAAAGGGGGAGGCAAACCACCAACCAGCAGAUGAAAAGUGUCUAGAUUUCAAAUUGAAAGAACUGGCAGCUGGUGUCGUUGGCAGUGAAGAGCUGGGGAAGUGGCAGCUGCUAGGAAAGAACCCCUCUGCUAGUUUGAGUGGAAGGUUCCUGGACAUUGCCCCGCCCCUUUGUUCCUGGGGAAGUCACAGCUGCUCCCAAGGGGUAACUUGAGGCUUUGAAGAGCCUACUUUACUACCCUCCAGCCUAUGUGACUAAAAGGAAUAAACAAAUACAUUAUGUUUUGCCCACACCCCAAAACUGGGGUUAUUUUAACUGGCCUAACCUGAUAGUGUUCAGGUUUCAUAUUGCUGAAUAACAGGGGUAUUCAAACUUUUCUUUAGUAGAAAAUAAACCAAAGAAUUAUGAAAUUCCAUGAGAUGUUACAUUGUGAAAAUGAUGCCCAUGAGCUGCCUGCACAAAUUACAGUUGCUUAGGAGGGAGAUGCACAAAUCUCGCUAAUGAGCCUGUACUCAUUAGCUCUUCUUUAAAUUACUGGCAAAUUAUAUUGAGAUGGGAUUUACAAUUGAGUACAAAUAAAUAAACUCAGGAGAGAGUUUAAGGCAUAAGUUAAAAUAAAUACACAACUGUGUGAAGGUAUGGAAAUUGAGUCACCCAAACAACCUCAACUCUGCCCUAUAGUGACACUAUGCAAUAACCAUACACUUACGAUGAAUGCAUAAAUGUUUGUCGUCCUAAAUUUGAUUAAACUGAUUUUAAAGUCUCUUUACCCUCCCUCCCCCCCACCCAAAUGGUGGUACUAGAGGACAGAGUUAACAUUUUGUUUGUCUUAUCCAUACCUUAACACAUUUGGAUUUCUCUUGUACUUAACCUACAUCUGAAUUUCCUAGGUUUGUAAUGUUUGUUUUGGGAAUUGUUACAAGAUUCCAGUAAUGGUUUUAUCUCUAAAAUUACGGAUAUAUACUGUUAAUCUUAUUUUUAAUAUAGAUUAUUUCCUGGAAGUUUUUUAUUAUUUAAAAUGUCAUAGAAGAGCACUAAACAAGAAACCCAAAGAGAAUGUUGCCAUUUAAUAUUUUUAAUGAUUUGAAGAUGGGUGGUAUCUACCUUAAAUCUUCUAGGACCAGAUUCACCAGAUAUUCUUGCUGUUAAUCCCACACGGGAGCAGUGCAAAGCAACUGGAGUGUACUAGUCAAUUUCUCCUAACACAUAAGCUGCACUUUCCCCAGAAUCCAGCCAUACAGAAAUUUCCCCUAUUCCUUCCCCCCCCCCCCCCCCCCCCAACUUCCCAUGCACACCUCUCCGGAGUUUCCCAUACCUGUUGAGUCAAUCUGGUGUAACAGGUAGUUCUUAAAAGAAGUUUUAGGGUUAAGUGUUCAUUUUCUGCCAUUUUUCUUAAUUAAAAAUUUCUCCUUCAGCAGGGGCUAAUAAGAAUUGCCUGCUUUCAAAAUGGCAGCCAUCUAGUCUCACUGAGUCUGAGACUGUAGCCAAGAUGCCCUCUUUUAAAAUGGCCACUGCCUCCCAUUGGUGGCCAUUUUGAAAGAGGGCAUAUUUGCUAUCUAAGGGCACUUUAAGUCUCAGUCCCAUGAGGACAAAAGAAGCUAAGGCAGCUGUUUUGAAAGAACUAAUUAACCAAUCUAUGUAUAAAUUCUCAAAACAAUCAUUCUGUGCCCAAAGGGGAAAAUGCUGUAAUUUUGGGAGGAUACACUGUAUCUUCCUAUGUAAUAAAAUGGCUGCAUUCCUACUUUCUGUACAAGACUUAAAACACAAAACUUAAUGCUCAGCCAUAACUAUGGAAUAGUGACUGGCACUUCUACAGUUCCACAAUUGUUUCAAACAUGUAUUAUAUCCAGGACAUGCUUGAUUAUUGAAUUAUUUGGAAAUGUAGUAAAUGCAUUUUUAUAAAGAAACUCCAAGUGUCAGCACUGACACAAACUGCAUGAUAAAGCUGGCUUACUACUCAUUUGUGAAAUUCUUGGUGCUGUCAGAUAAUGCUUUCCAUAUUUCUAGCCUAUUUUUCCUUUACUGCUACUACUUGUCAUAGUGUUGUGUUUUUUGGGCUUGGAAUAGCUACUAUAAUUUUAACAAGAACAAACAGUUGGUACUUGUGAGCACUGUUUAACUGUUUUUAGUUCAUUUCUGAGUUUAUAGCAUAUACUAAAUAAUGGAAAAGCUGCAUUAUUAAUGCGUGAAGAAAGGUAAAAUGUACAUUUUAUGUAAAGUUUUACAUAAGAAUAAGAUCAAGACCACAGUAGUUAUUUAAAAUAAUGUAAAAUCAAUCUAAAUGGCACUCAUUAAAAACCAUUCCCCUUAGACUGAAAUUAAUAUUUUUUUGACUUCGUGGGUUGGUCACUUACUGUUUUUAUUAAUGGAGCGCAUCAGCAGAUUGCCUUAUGCUAAACUUUGUGCAAUAGGUUAUAGACAUCAAAGCUGUUGAAAUUAACCAGUGUAGGAAUUAAUCUGUUUUGCUGCCCUAUCAUGAUUGAUUCACUUUUGUCUCAAACCCAAAAGAGAAAGCAUGCUUCUGAAAGGUGCAGCUAGCUAGUAGAUGUAUUUGAAAAUUCUAUUAAAAAAUUUCAUUUGCAGUUUUACUUUUCAUUUUGGGGAGGGGGAGAAAAGGGGUGGAAAUCACUGUUUUGGUACUGUUCCCCAUCCUCCUCUGCUCAAUUGUCUAGGAAAAUUUCUUACUGAAGUUCUUUAAGCUUAAAAUCAUUGAUCCAGUUGUCUUUUUAGAUUGUUUGUGUUUCAUUAUGGUGUUUGUCAGACAAUCCCUCUUGCUUUAACCAAAAAAUGUACUCUAAACUAGUCCAAAGGUGUAUGUUCAUGUAUUCCUGUAAUAAGGAUCAUGGUUUUAAGUGUGCUCCCAUUUUGGUUUUGGCCAUGGCCUUCUAAUCCCUGUAAUCAUACAAUACUGUAGUUCUUAUGUUAAUUUAUGCAAAAAAUAUGAAUAUUUAAUUUAAAUAUUUUAACAUACAAUUUUUUAAAUUUGAAUAUGAACUAAACUUUGAUUACUUUAUCUGCACAAAUAAUAUUUUAAAUUAAUUUCCUGGAGUGUUCAAUUUCAGAAUUCAAAAAUAUAUUUGUCACAUUUGAGUUUAAAAUAUGUAGGUGACAUUGUUUUCUGAUAUCUAAUGUAAAUAUUUGUAAAAAAAAUAUCUUUUGUAUAUUUUUGUGAAAAUGUGGUUCCCCAAAAGAUACAAAAGAUUUAAUAAAAAAAGUGCAUUCAUGUUAUUGUUUAAUAAUUUACAUUAUUUGAACAGAUGAAUUACAGAUUUUAAACUAUUUCUACACAGUUACCAUUUAUAUGGGUUUAUCUUUGCUAUAUAAGUUACAGGUGCUCCCUGGAGGGAGAUGAUUACAACAGAGUAUUUGCAGCAGUGUUCUUGAAGAACAAUAAAGUCUCUUGAGGACAGAUUCAAGAUGGUGCCUUCUCCCUACACUUAUCCUUAAAAUUGGAUUUCCAGUUGAACUGCUUGAUAAUUCAAAAACAGUGGAACAACUCACUUUGUUUGCUACAUUUAAAAACAAUUGCUUACUAAUGACUACUUUCCCUCUUACCUUUAUCUUCUACUGUCAGAUUAUCAGGGGCCUAUGUACUAUUCCUUGAAUAAAAAGAAAAAACAACAAC
Molecule: messenger RNA, 15912 nt
Organism: Trachemys scripta elegans
Lineage: Eukaryota; Metazoa; Chordata; Testudines; Emydidae
Gene: EML5
Product: EMAP like 5
Exons: 45
Coding region: 246-6287 (2013 amino acids)
Molecular function (GO): microtubule binding
Source: RefSeq, a predicted model, not a curated record